Labeo rohita (rohu) is the source of this 9196-nucleotide messenger RNA. Its product is annotated as E3 ubiquitin-protein ligase TRIM9. The record is from RefSeq and is a predicted model, not a curated record. Gene Ontology annotation, molecular function: zinc ion binding; protein binding. Bases 61 to 2190 code for a protein of 709 amino acids. The transcript is spliced from 11 exons. NCBI's taxonomy places the organism in Eukaryota, Metazoa, Chordata, Actinopteri, Cypriniformes, Cyprinidae.
UGUCCGCGUCUGGUAGUGCUGCUCUGAUUUCAUUGAACGGCUGCGCGUGUGAGUGGGUUUAUGGACGCGAUGGAAGAAGAACUGAAAUGCCCGGUUUGCGGUUCUCUCUUUAAGGAGCCGAUUAUUUUACCGUGUUCUCAUAAUGUCUGCCUGGCGUGUGCCCGGAAUAUCAUCGUGCAGACCCCGGAGGGAGAGACCCCUCCGCAGAACCGAUGCUCCGGCACCUCGGACUAUGACUAUCUGGAUAUGGACAAGAUGAGUAUGUACAGCGAGACCGACAGCGGCUACGGCUCAUACACGCCGUGCCUGAAGUCUCCCAACGGUGUGCGUGUGUUCCCGCCGGCGCUGGUCCACCGCCACUGCUCCAUCACCUGCCCGCUAUGCCACCGCAGCGUGUCCCUGGACGAGCGGGGGCUCCGGGGAUUCCAGCGCAACCGACUGCUGGAGGCGAUUGUGUCCCGCUACCAGCAGAGCCGCGCCACCUCGGUCAAAUGCCAGCUGUGCGACCGCAAUCCGGUGGACGCCACGGUGAUGUGCGAGCAGUGCGAUGUGUUCUACUGCUCUCCGUGCCAGCAGCGCUGCCACCCUUCCCGCGGACCGCUGGCCAAGCACCGGCUGCUGCCGCCGACUCAAGCGCAGGCGGGGAACGCGCAGCCGGCAGGCGCCUCCGCUCGCAAACAGGCGACUUGCGUGGAUCACGAAGCCGAGAACUACAGCAUGUACUGCGUCAGCUGCAAGACCCCCGUGUGCUACCAGUGUCUGGAGGAGGGCAAACACGGCAAACAUGACGUGAAGCCCCUGGCCGCCAUGUGGAAACAACACAAGUGUCAGCUGUCCCAGGCGUUGAAUGGAGUGUCUGACAAAGCCAAGGAGGCCAAAGAGUUCCUGGUGCAACUGAAGAACUUGCUUCAGCAGAUACAGGAGAACGGCGUUGAAUUUGAGGCAUGUCUGGUCGCUCAGUGUGACUCUCUGAUUGAAGCGCUCACUCGGCAGAAGGCCAAACUGCUCACCAAGGUCACAAAGGAGAAAGAGAGUAAGCUAAAGACUGUAAAGGAUCAGAUAACUCAUUGCACCAUGAAGCUCAGACAGACCACAGGAAUGAUGGAAUUCUGUCUGGAGGUUAUUAAAGAGAAUGACCCUAGUGGAUUCCUACAGAUCUCAGAUGCGUUGAUAAAGCGUGUCCAGGCGUCUCAGGAUCAGUGGGUGAAAGGUGCGUUGGAGCCAAAAGUCUGCCCAGAAUUCUCCUUGACUGUCAACACAGACCCUCUGAUGCAGUCGAUUCUCCAGCUGGACUUCACCCAGAAUAGAGAUUGUCAGGAGGCUGCUUUAUUGACACAAAUGCAUGCAGGUGACCAGAAAAAGGAGGAGAGCACAGGAGCGGAGACCCCCACAGUGCCUCCUGCACCGCUGUUGCAGUUGGAAAAAUGCUGUAUGCGGAAUAACAGCGCCACUCUGGCCUGGAGGAUAACUACAGUCCAAGCCCUGCCUGUAGAGGGUUACGUGCUGGAGCUGGAUGACGGGAAUAGCGGGCCUUACCGGGAGGUGUAUGUUGGGAAAGAGACCAUCUGUACAGUGGACGGCCUUCAUUUCAACAGUUCAUACAAUGCUCGAGUCAAAGCGUACAACUCUGCUGGAGUGGGAGCGUACAGCAAGGUUGUUGUUCUGAAGACAUCUGAUGUGGCAUGGUUCACCUUUGACCCUACGUCAGCUCACAGAGACAUUGUCCUGUCCAAUGAAAACCAGACUGUGACUUGUAACAGUUACGAUGAUCGUGUGGUGCUCGGGACGGCUGCCUUCUCCAAGGGCAUUCAUUACUGGGAACUCAGUGUGGAUCGCUAUGACAACCACCCCGACCCCGCAUUCGGGGUGGCGCGGAUUAAUACGAUGAAGGACAUGAUGCUAGGGAAGGACGAUAAAGCCUGGGCCAUGUAUGUGGACAACAAUCGCUCCUGGUUCAUGCACAACAACUCCCACACCAACAGGGCUGAGGGUGGCAUCACAAAGGGUUCGACCGUAGGGAUUCUGUUAGACCUGACAAAACAUACCCUGACCUUCUUCAUCAACAAACAGCAGCACGGACCUGUGGCUUUUGAGAACCUGGAGGGUGUGUUCAUGCCCGCAGUUAGCCUCAACCGCAACGUCCAGGUGACUCUAAUCACAGGUCUGGAAGUCCCAAAGAGCAUCAUGUGAUCAUCUUGGACCAAUAAGAAUGAGCCAGACCUUUCUCAUCAAACGAAUCAGUGCUCUUAGACUACACUGAUAUAUAAUGCUGAUAUUAAUAAUAUUUUUUUUCCCUCAUGCUCAUAUGGGUGAUUUGCAUUUUGGUGUUUACAAAUCAUUCCCGUGUUUACAGAAAAACAAACCGAGGUGUCCCCAUGGGGGCCGAAACUGGAGUCAGACCCCAAAGCACUUUGAAAUAGAUUUCUAACUCUUUUUCAUUUUCAUACCUCCAAUGAAAGAUUAGCACAGUUCAAAAAAUGUAACUGGAUUAAAACCAACUAUCAGCCAUUUGAUGUUAUGGUACAGAGUGAUCAAACACAUCCGAUAGUGAUCAAACAACUGUGAGACUAAAAGUGAAUUUUGAAGAUGUUUCAGGUUAAUCUCACAUGCUACACAAAUCUCAGGUUUACUCACUUUUAAUGUACUUCAAAAGGCCUCAUAUCAUCACUGAGACCAUGAAUCUUGUGUGCUGGGAUCGAAAAAGUCCCAGUAAAGAAAAAUGCCCUGUGUCAGAUAAAAGUGAAGUUUACAGUCUCUUCAGUUCAUAGUUCUGCAAGUAAAUCUGAUAGCUAAGAAUUAGCUGCACAAUUUGAGGCAUAUAAUUUAUGAUCGUAGCUCAAACAGUACAGGAUGAGUUACGUGCUGAGGUGUAAUACCUAACAUAUGCACAACUGUCUUAUCAAACAGCACUAAAACUCUCAUAAAAAACCUCCAGGUUUGCAGAAACUAAAUAAUACCUGCCAUUAGAGAUAGACUGUGCCCUCACCACCAAGGAGACUUGUCUUGGUGCUUUAUAUGAGCCACAGUUGUGAAUAUUUAGCCAGAAUCUCAACUAUGAGGUCUCCUUACACUGUGACCGACGUAUUCCUUAAGAGUCCUGAAGUUGAAGUGUGUAAUUUUCUCCUGUUCCAGCUCAAUAUGCAGUGAUAAUUGUAAAUAAGCCAUUUUAGGUUGAAACAGUGUAAACACAGUUUCAAAACAUUACUCUGUUUGUUUUAUCUACCCCAGUAACAACCACUCAACCAAUAGUGAGAGUUUAGGGCGGGGCUAUCUGCAUUUCUGACCAAUGACAAAUAUGUGGUCAGGAAACCUGUUUGAAAACAGUCACUAUUUUUGUAAAUUUAUUUAGUGGUGCAAAAAAUUACACACUUCCACUUUACAUGACAGACUCAUGUUUAAUACACCUCAUUACAAGUAAAUGAGCACUUCAUGGUUCGAUUUAUCAGUAUUAUUUCCAUGCCGCGCCCUUUAACGGUUUCCGUGCUGUUUUAUAGUAUAUGAUGUUGAAAUACCAAGUCAUAGCAUGUAAUCGGGAGAGAAGAUUGCGUUUGCAUGUUGUACAGCUGUAAAUAUGGUCAAAGCAGUGAAGCGCACAUGAGUUACACGUUCAUAAUAUUGAAUUCGUGUGACACAGUGUGAUGACUGGAUUAAACAGGAAUACAGCAUAGACGCAGAGCUGCAGUCUGCCUCCUAGUGUUUGUAGUGUGGAAUUAUUUCCUGAUAACGUAGCUUUGAGUUAAAACCCCAAAAAGCUACAAAACUCCAUAUCAGCGCGUUUAUUCUCAUACGACCGGUCACGUUAAAUGCUAUAAGGAGUCACAUAUGGACCUUGCAAUAGGAGAUACGAGCCUAUGUUCAGUUUAUACCUCUGUUCAAAUUAAUGGUUUCAGGGAGAAAUGAGAGAUAAAUGAUAUUGAAAGAUAUUAUAUUUAUGUUUAUUAUCCUGUCCAGACAUGAACUUACUGAAUUAUGGAAGCAGAUGAUGACCCAUUGGUGAUGUAAAGCAUGGGAUGUUGAUAUUUAUAACAUGUUUCUAUGAACAGUGUAAUUAAUGUAAAUAGCUUGAGCUGAUGCUUUUAUUGCGCAAUGAGUACUUUGCUGUCAGGAGUACCAUACUAAAAUGAAAAUAGGUCCUGGCACUAAAUAAGUGCAAUGUUGGCACUUGUUUAAAAUAUAAAAAAGGGAAAGAGCGGUAAAAUGUAAAAAACUGUGCUUAAAGGAAUGAUCCGGGUUCAGUCAAGGAUAUCGUCUGUUUGGGCCAACUGGAAAUGUUGUUCCAGGUCAUUUAUAGACAUCUUCACACUACUAUGACAGCAUUUCAAGUAUAAAUCACAGAACAAAAUAUAGACUUUAAGCAGUAAAACACCAACACAAGUACCAAUACAAUCUCAUGGUAGUUUGUAACUAUUUUACAUUUUGGAAAAUUCAUAUGACUUUAUACAAUUUCACUUAUGCCCCAGUGACGGUAGGGUUAGAGGUGGACAUUCAUGCUUGCUUUUUCACUAAAGAUAAUACAUUUUCAUAUGAGUCAUGAUAUUGCACAAAUUCAUAUGAAAUCGCCUCGUAAAAUAGUUUUCCUGUGAGAUCAGGCUGUAAAAUACACACUGACUGAAACAUUAUUUUCACUUGAGACCUAAGCACACUGAGUCCAUCACAAGACCAAGACCAUUAAAAUACUGCAGUACUACAGUGCCUUGCGAAAGUAGUCAUAGCCUUUCAUUUUUUUUCAUUGCUGCCUUUUGUUAUACUGCUUUAAAUGACUUUUUUCCCCACAUCAAUGUACACUCCAUACACCAUAAUGACAAAACAAAAACAGAAUUGUCACAACUGUAAAUUUAUAUAAAAAAAAAUCAGCACCUUUACAGCCUCAAGUCUUUUUGGUUAUAAUGCAACAUUUGCAUAUCUGCAUUUGGCAAUUAUCUGCCAUUCUUCUCCUCACAUCUUCACCUCUCAAGCUCUGUCAGCUUGGAUGGGGGCAGAUAUUCACAGGGUUGCCCAUAAGCCACUCUUGCUGUGUGCUUAGAGUCAUUGUCCUGGUGAACCUUCUACCCAGUCUGAGGUUGAAUGCUCUGCACUGGGUUUUCACUAAGGCUAUCUCAUUUUUUUGGUGUGUUGAGCUUUCCUUCUUCUCUAAUGAGUCCCUCAGUCCCUGCCACUGAAAAAAAGCUCCAGAGCAUGAGGUUGCUACACCACACUUUACUGUUGUGAUGGUACUCUGCAGUUAAUGAGCAGUGCCUGGUUUCCUCCAAACAUAAUGCUCUGAAUUGAGGUUCAUCAGACCAGAGAAUCUUAUUUCUCACAGUCUGAGGGUCCUUGUGCAAAUUCCAAGUGUGUUUUCAUGUGUCUUCACUGAGGAGAGGAUUGAGUCUUGCCACACUGCCAAAAAGCCGAGAUUGGUGGAGUUUUGCAGUGACGUUUGUCCUUCUGUGAGUUUCUCCUAUCUGAUCAUGGAGCUCAACUAGAGUGACCAUCAGCUUCUUGGUCACCACUCUAACCAAAGCCCUUCUCCAUCAGUUGCUCAGUUUGGCCAGGAGGCCAGCUCUAGGAAGAAUCCUGGCUGCUUCAAACUUCUUCCAUUAUGGGUAGCGGAGACUGCAUGCUUCUGUAAAGCUUCAACGCAGCAUAAUCUUUUUUCUGAAGUCAUCCCCAGAUGUGUGGCUUGGUGCAAUCCUGUUUCUGAGCUCUAUAGGCGUUUUUUUUUUUUUAACUUCAGGGCUUGGUUUUUGCUCUGAUAUGCAUUUUAACCUGUUAGACCUUUUAAUAAGGCGUGUGGCUUUUCAGAUCAAACCCAUUCAAAUUAAUUUGCCACGGGUUAACUCCACUCAAAGUGUAGUAAUAUCUACAAGCAAUAUGAAAGCCCCUAGCUAAAUUUCAACUGUCCCAGAUAAUUGUAUGAAUAAAUAUGCAAUGGAAUCAUUUAAUCAUUUAACUUUUUCUGCUUUGCCAUUAUGGUGUAUGGAGUGAGGAUUGAUGUGAAAAAAUAAAAAAAAUAAAGCAGUUUAACAUUAGGCAGCAACUUAACAAAAUGUGAAAAAAAUGAAGGGGUAUGAAAACUUUCACAAGGUGCUGUAAAACACUGCCAACAUUGUAAAAGUAUUUCCAAAUUCUUACGAGCUCAUGCCAUGACUAUGUAAAACCCAUAAACUUAUUUUCAUAUACUAUGCAGAAAAAGGAAAAAAUAUGUGAAAAAUGAUGAUUUAGACAACAUCAUAGCUCCAAAAAAAUAUUUUAGUAUGGAAGAAUUCAUAUUAAGUGUUUUAGCUGCAUAUUUCCACUUCUUGACCUUCAGAACAUAGACCUCCACUGUACUGUAAAACUGCCAGGUUUAAUUAUUGUCUGUGGUAACUGCCAACAUGCCACAUAUGCUGUCCAUAUGCACUUUUUUUCAACUCAUCCAACAUAUUUACGACCAUCAAUGGGCAAAGUAAUGGUGAUAAAUACAAAAAUACAGCCAACAAAUGAUUAGAAUCAGAAAACAUUUUUACAGAUCUCAGGUUAGCUCUACCAAAUGUAACCUUCUUACACGUUUCUGUAUGUUUAAUCCAUAAUCUCUGUAUGUAGUGCCAGUAUACAGAGAGCACUGAUACACAAAGAUUAAAUAUAUGUAAAUAUCUGAAAUGUUUUCAGAGACCUGGCAUGGAUCAAAAUCAUUCAGCUUAUUUCUGGGUAUCUCUGUUCACAUGUUUUCAUAUUCACAGCCCAAUACUUGCUAAUGCCCUGCUAAUGGUCAUAAUUAUGGAUGAUGAGCCGGAAAGUCAUGUGAUGACUAAAACUGAGUGAUGUGAUGGCUGAUGAAUAGCUAGGAUUAGCAUUCCUUUAAAUCCAGUUUAUAUUGACUGUAUGGAUGACGCCUGCCAAAACUGCCGUCUGUCCAAAUGAUCUAUCUUGCUGAAUUAAUUUUUUACAGUGUCAUUUUAAAUAUCACAAUGGACUUUUUGUUUGUAUUAAAGUAUAUUUAAAGGUUUAUGUCAAUGUAGAUUAUAAAUGAAUCUCACUGGUCAUGUAUUGAAUAUGAAACCAUAAGCACUCAAAAACCAGUUUGCUGAGACUGGAAUAACGCUGAUAUGCGAACUUGAGAGUGCAUUGUGUAUGUAUGAUAAUAAACCAACUGUAUAGUAAUGGAGAAUUCAUGUGUAAAGCUAAAUAUGGAUAUGACCCAGAAUCAAUGUGCUAUGAGGAUAUUUUACUUGCUCAACAAUAUUGGUUGAGGAAGUCAACUUGCAAUUCCUGCCCAGCUGAAUUUAUUUAAACUACCACACCAACUGCCACAACCUAAAAUAUUUCAAAAUAUUCCAGAUCUUGGACACAAAUAGUUUUUCCUACUUUUUCUCACAGUCUUAAAUAUUCAUUAGGUUGAGAAAAUGAACGUCUCCUGCCGUGCCUCAUUCACACAAAUCUGCUAAAAUUAGAGACGUUGCUUUGGAAUGUGAUGUGUUUUCACUAGUGAUGGGAAGUUCUGAUCAUUUUACCGACUCGGUUCAGUCUCGUUAAGCAAAAUGAACAAAUCUUUUUUCAAGUCACUUUGUUCAUUUUAGCAAAAUAUAAUUAAAAUUCUAUGAUUAGCUCACCUCACCUCACUCUUAUCUGACAAGUUUUCGGGUUUGAGUCGUUCGUUCAUCACGUGGCAGCCCCAUAAGCUUAACCAAUGCAGUGUGAGCUGGAAAAAGAAUUGAUUAGUUCAUCUCUCAAGUCUUUGGGUUUGAAUCGUUUGUUCAUCAUGUGACAGCCACAUAAGAUGAACGACUCCAAAAACCUGAAGACUCGAAACAGGCGAACUACAAAACCUAAUAGGAUGUUGCGCAUGCGCGACUGAACGAAUCACUCCCCGAAACGACUCAUUCGUCCUAAGUCACAUUAAAGAUUCAUUCAAAAUUUGUUCAAGGACGACCCAUCACUAGUUUUCACUCAGACUGGAAGCCAACAAACUAAAAACUUAACAUUAGGGUGUUUCUUCAACUACAGUCACUUUUUGCCCUGUGAUCUUUCAGAACUUUUGGCAUUUUUUAACCAAUAAAUACAGAGUCCUGGCAUGAAACUCUAGAUGGUGCAAUCGCGAUAGGUCUAACUCAAUCUGACCUAAUGACAUCAUCACAUGGCACAGCUGAUUGGUUCUCUCCUUUAUCAGUAGCCAAUGAGCUCACUGCUUACCAUUAAAAUAUAUGACUAGUGCUAACUGUAGCAGUUUCGCAGCAUGCUUCAGAAACCCUUCGCCUUCCCCAGCUCCACCUGUAUAGACCUGCUAUGAGGUGAUUCAUGUAUGCUAUGGAGGAUAUUCAUCUAUGUUAUAUGUGCAGCAGCAAUAUUUCUUACAUGCAGAAUGUUGUGGUAGUAUUGGCAGUAGCAAGUCUCAGUACUUGCUCUGCCGCAGUAGCAGCAGCAUAGCUGAUUUAUUCAGCCAAGAUACAUUUACAUUGUCAUGUACAUUACCAUGCCAAUCCCUUCGAGAGUUGUCAUGACAGAAAUGUUUUCCGUUUAAUCUAAAAUGGUCUUGCUAAGACUAAUUUUUCUUGGCUACUGCUUUAUGUAUCCUAACUAGAGUUAGUUAAUAUUUUUAUGCUUUUUUUUUUUUUUUAUAAUUGCUCCAGACCAUGACACAACAAAAAUAUUCUGUGACAUUUACUUAGAUUGUCCUUCAUUUUUUCACUUGUCACAUGUAAACAACUGUUACUGGGGCAAAAUUAAAGUUUUAAUGUGACCCAGAGUUGAAGAAACACCCAUCAACACAAAGCACAGAUGAAUUCAGUUAGAUGUUUGGAACACACCAAGCAAUCCCAUUUUUUUCUCUUAUUCUUUUGAAUGCGCACAAAAUGAAAUGACGUGUGGUAUACAGUUGUAUGGUUAAUAUGACUGCCUCUGAGUGUGGCCAUCAUCAGAAAAAAGAUCUACAGUAACAUAAAAUCUGCCACUGUACCAAGCAUUUAGUGAUUUAUUUUUAUAUACACAGCAUAUUACCUAUGUGGAUGUACAUUAGUCAGAUGUUUGGCCUUCAACUUAUCUCAUUGUGAAGAGUUUGAAACAGAAAUCUGUUUCUCAGAAGAGUCUUUUCAUUGAUCUGCUGACACAAGACACAUGAACACAGCCCCGCCGCUGUGUGCCAUCAUCAUCAUCAUCAUCCUUGAAGGAAACUUCAGUGCGUGAGUGUGUGUUUCCAGUGCUCUUCUGUAUGUAAUCUUGAGCUCUCAUUUCCUCUUACUAA